Molecule: messenger RNA, 2948 nt
Organism: Sphaeramia orbicularis (orbiculate cardinalfish)
Lineage: Eukaryota; Metazoa; Chordata; Actinopteri; Kurtiformes; Apogonidae
Gene: nim1kb
Product: NIM1 serine/threonine protein kinase
Exons: 5
Coding region: 204-1517 (437 amino acids)
Biological process (GO): protein phosphorylation; intracellular signal transduction; microtubule cytoskeleton organization
Cellular component (GO): cytoplasm
Molecular function (GO): ATP binding; tau-protein kinase activity
Source: RefSeq, a predicted model, not a curated record
CCCUCUGUGGUUCACUUCAGUCUUCAUCCUGCACCGUGACGGUACAGCUGUGCUUCUGCUGGAUUCCAGUCUCUGACAAUGAAAUGGAAGUUUUUGGCAAAAUGUUAUCGACGGAAAUCCACGUCUGCGCAUCCUGCUGGUCUGGAUCCACAGCAGGGGAAUCUGAGGCUGUGAUUUGAUGCAGAACAUUCAGGAAAUUUGAAAUGCCAUCCUCCGGCCAGUACCAGGUGACAGGCCCCGCCCUCCACCACAGUCUCUACAGCCUGACGGACAGCUCCACCGCCGACCCCGAGGAUGAGGAGCCCCAAGCCCCGGCACGCCUCACCCCCCUGCAGAGGCUCACCGCCGACAUGUGCAAGGACCAGAAGACCAUCAAGGAACUGAUCAUCGGCCGCAGGGUGGGCUUCUACAAGGUCCGGGGGGAGAUCGGCUACGGGACCUUCUCCAGGGUCAAAAUGGCCUUCCACGCCCUGACCAAAGACAAAGUGGCUCUGAAGGUCCUGGACAAGACGAAGCUGGACAUCCAGGCCCAGCGUCUUCUGUCCAGGGAGAUCAGCAGCAUGGAGGCCCUGCAGCAUCCCAACGUGGUGCGUCUGUACGAGGUGGUGGACACGCCCAGUCGCCUCUACCUGGUGGUGGAGUACGCAGGGGGCGGGGACCUUCACAACAGGAUCUGCAACGAGGGAAAACUGUGUGACAACACCUGCAAGAUCACCUUCGCCCAGAUCCUCGCCGCCAUCAAAUACAUGCACAACAUGAACAUCAUCCACCGGGACCUGAAGGGGGAGAACAUCCUGUUCACCACCAGCGGCUGCGUCAAGGUGGCCGACCUGGGCUUCAGCACCCGGGUUUCAAACCGGAACGACCGCCUGGACACGUUCUGCGGGUCGCCUCCAUACGCCGCCCCGGAGCUCUUCAGGGAUGAGUGCUACCUGGGCCCCCCCGUGGACGUGUGGGCCAUGGGGGUCCUGCUCUUCUUCAUGGUCACCGGUACCAUGCCGUUCCGCGCCGAGACCAUGGGUAAGCUGCGGCGCUGCAUCAUGGAGGGCCAGUACAGCGUCCCCCCCUGGGUCCCCGGGCCCUGCCAGCGCCUCAUCAAGGGCAUCCUGAAGCAGGUCCCCACCGAGCGCUGCGCCGUGGACCAGAUGCUGGGCUGCGAUUGGCUCCUACCCGUAGAGUUCCCCUGGUCGCUGGUGACUCCCGGACCCUCCAGCUCCCUGCGGAGCCUCCUGGACUCGGAGACCGGGAGCCUGGAGGAGGAGGAGGAGGAGCAGGAGGAGGUGCGGAGCUUGCUGGAGGAGCUGGGCUUCACCUCCGACCACCUCCGGAACAACCAGCUCAAAGACAGUCGCAACCCCGUGUCCGGGGUCUACCGGAUCCUGCUGCACCGGGCCCAGAGGAGGAGGGGCUGCGACAGCCUGCCCGUGGUCCGGGGGAUGGUCCGGGACCCCAAGAGGGAGGGGCUCCGGGCCUACAGGGGCCUCAGACACACCUCCAAGCUGUGUGUGCUUUCAUAACACACUGAUGAGUUUGAUUUGCACAAGUUUUUUAUGAAUAGUUUUUAUAAUUGACGUCGUUUAAAGGUUCAGUGUGUAGGUUUACAUGGAUCACAUUCUAAUCAGAAUCCACGUUUCAUUAGUGAAGAAUCACCUGAAAAUAUGAACUAUUGUAUUUUCACCACCUUAAAUAAAUCGUUUGUAUAAACCAUGCUUCUGCAGCUCAUGCUGCCUUCAUGUGCUGUAGAAAUUAUGGUAAACUAGAGUUACAAACUUGAAAAUUGCACAUGAACGCCUCCUUGUUUUAUAUUUUCCACUGGACAACUGGGAAAAAAAUGGAUACACAAGAUGAAAAUAACCUUUGACCUUUUCACCAUGGCAGUGAUUCAUGAUGAAUGAUAAACGAUGCUUUUAUUAACGUUCUGCUGCUGUUAACAGAUGAGUUUACACAUUCAGAGCAUACACAAUUUGCAAACAUAAAAAAACUGACAAACAAAAAGUGUUGUACUAGAUGAAUGAACACGUCCAGAACUGUUUGACCCAAGUAACAGGUCAACAUAAACUAUGUCAGCAAUUUUUCAUUUCACUACAAUAACAAAAGCACUUGAACUCAUCACACUUAUAAUUUCAAAUUCACAAGUGGGAAGCAUCAUCUUCCCGACAGCACCUGAAGGCAGCAUUAGAACACACUUCUUUGAUUUUCUCUUUCAUGUCGACUGAAGUUCACUCUUCAUGUGCACUUCUGUCACCUACACUAUUAUUUAUUAUCACCAGAGUGAAACCGGCUGUAGUUUGGUGUUUUCUGUCUCCGUAUGGGAGGGUGUUCAUCGGCUGCCAUCUGCAGCUUCACCAGUGGAGGUCACUAAACUUUACACACUGAACCUUUAAGGGAAGGUAAUACUUGAAGAGACCGGUUGCAGCUUCUACUACAUCUGGUAUCAUUUAUGUUUUUCCAGAAUAGUUAAGUGCCUGAUAAAUAAACAGUAACGUCUUCAGCCUAUAGAAACGAUCGACUCUAACUGACCCCAGAGAAGAGGUAAAAAUCCAUAUCUUUAAAGUCAUACCACUUAUAUCACUAUAUAUAUAAUUUCUGCCACUAGGAGUCUCUCAACCAAAACUGUAACAAGAAAAUGUACUUUUAUAAAGUUGUGAAGUGAGAAAGCACAUUUAUUACGGAGGUAUUUACAGUACAUCACAACAUUCUAAUGAAAUAACAUAUCACCUAAUGAUAUGACACAUUGACAAGCAACCAAAUAAAAAAACUGUAAACCAAAUGUCAGAUUUAUAUGGAUGUAAGUUCACACAUUAAGAAAUAUUACAGAUUAUAGUUUUAAUCUGCAGUUUUGUCUCCGAAAAUGUACUUAAAAGAGACCAUUUUUAUUACUUGAAGGACUUUUAGAUGUUUUAAUAAAUGUUAAAGUAUCUCAAAGUGAGAAAGUUGGAAAAACAAAC